Messenger RNA from Iphiclides podalirius (scarce swallowtail), 432 nucleotides. NCBI's taxonomy places the organism in Eukaryota, Metazoa, Arthropoda, Insecta, Lepidoptera, Papilionidae. The record is from the annotation of a GenBank genome assembly.
AUGGUGAACCCUCGGUUACUGAAAGUCGAGAAAUGGUUUGGAUCAAAAAAGGAGCUUGCUGCCGUGCGAACAGUUUGUUCUCACGUAGAAAACAUGAUCAAAGGUGUAACAAAGGGAUUCCAGUAUAAAAUGCGUGCUGUGUACGCUCACUUCCCCAUCAACUGUGUAACCACCGAAGGCAACUCAUUGAUUGAAAUCCGUAACUUCCUUGGCGAGAAGUUCAUCAGAAGGGUGAAAAUGGCACCUGGUGUAACAGUUGUCAACUCACCCAAACAGAAGGAUGAAUUAAUCAUUGAAGGAAACUCGAUUGAAGAUGUUUCUGCUUCAGCAGCCCUUAUCCAACAGUCCACAAUGGUCAAAAACAAGGAUAUCAGAAAGUUCUUGGAUGGUUUAUAUGUGUCUGAGAAGACUACAGUUGUAGCAGAUGAGAUU